Molecule: messenger RNA, 4349 nt
Organism: Pelobates cultripes (western spadefoot toad)
Lineage: Eukaryota; Metazoa; Chordata; Amphibia; Anura; Pelobatidae
Source: the annotation of a GenBank genome assembly
AUGGUGGUAUCUGUAAAGAGGGAUCUCUAUGGAAAUGGGCGACUGGUGAAAGCCUCAGAUCUGAGUCUGGGUCCCAGACAGUGUAUGCCAAGCUCCCAGAGUACAGCAACUUCUGUGAUCUUCCAGCAGGGGCUGCAGGACUGCGGCAAUACUCUACAGGUGAGCGGGUCUGAGAUCUGUAUUGUCAAGGUGUUACUGAACACCUAAAUAAAGUGCACAUCCCAUUACCAACAACACUGGUUGGUUAACUCAAUAAAGUGAGACUUGCCCUGAAGACAAAGUGACUAUAAAUAAAAUAUAUUCCAAUAUUGCAAAACUGAAAAAAUAAUCUGUCUUGGCCUUUGGAUUUAUUUUUUUUUUUUUUUUUUUAAGCAUUCUCACUUUAGUUUAGUACUCAAACCCACUGGUAUUUCUUUUAAAGAGCCCGUUAACCAUAUAGGCUGUUUAAGCCCAUCUGUAGAUGUUGGUUAAAAUGCUACCUUCUUGCGUCUGCUUGUUGGGUCACUGGCAACAAGGAUCUUUCAUGUGAUGUGCAGUAGGUAGAUGUAUUUAAAUUUGUCUGUGUAACAUAACUGGGGUCUCCAUGCUGGUUUACUAACUGGGGAAAAAAUUGUGGCAAAAGUGAUGUUUCUGGUAUUACUCCAUUGAACAGGAGUAUAAUGGAUUAUAGUGCCUCUCUGUGAAAUACUUUUGGUGUUUUAGGUAGACUGAAUCACCUGAUGGAAGUUGUGCAACCCCUUGAUGUUAAUGAAGCCAUGAGAUGUUAAGCCUUCAAUAUUAUAGAAACAUAGAAUGUGACGGCAGAUUAGAACCAUUCGGCCUAUCUAGCCUGCCCAAUUUUUCUAAAUACUUUCAUUAGUCCCUAGCCUUAUCUUAUAGUUAGGAUAGCCUUAUGCCUAUCCCACGCAUGCUUAAACUCCUUUACUGUGUUAACCUCUACCACUUCAGCUGGAAGGCUAUUCCAUGCAUCCACUACCCUCUCAGUAAAGUAAUACUUUUGGAUAUUAUUUUUAAACCUUUGUCCCUCUAAUUUAAGACUAUGUCCUCUUGUUGUUUUUAGUUUUUCUUCUUUUAAAUAUAAUUUAAAGGGACUCCCACUACAAAUCUGGGAAACACUACAGCAUACCUCCCGACACUUCACACUUACUAAUUCAACUAAAAUGUUACUUGUAACACAAUCUUAUUUAUUGACUGGUUUGUAACUUAACCUGUAGCCCUCAUACUAACUGAUAUGGCUUUGAGUGCUACAACAUUCAUGGUGUGAAUUCUCUCCCCAAGGAGACCUGAUGUAUGCUCAGCCAUCUGCAGCCCUCUGCUAUUUACAUAUGAUAAAAAGGUUUACUGCUAUACUGCUCCGGUAGACUUGACUAGGCCGGUCUUGUGUAUUAUUGGUAGAGGAGGUUUGUCUCUGCACGGUCUGAUCUCUCCCUUUAUGUUGACUUUAAGUGACAUUGAGGAGCCCAUGUCAAGAUCUAUAUUUAUCAGGAAGAACUGGGCAGAAGGUACGUCUCUUAACUCUACUCAUGCUAAUGGCAAGGUCUGACUAAGAGUUUGGGCCCAAACAAACUACAUAACUGUCCCUUUAAAAACCUCUGACACUUUAACCCUCUAAAUGCCACGUCUUAAAUCUGCCUAAGAGAGAGAGAUAUAGAGAUAUAUAUAUAUAUAUAUAUAUAUAUAUAUAUAUAUAUAUAUAUAUAUAUAUAUAUAUAUAUAUAUAUAUAUAUAUAUAUAUAUAAAAAAAUUUUUUUUUUUGAAGAUUAAUAACCGGUUCUCCUUUUAAACUUUUUAUUUUUUGGGUGCCUAACAUUUCAUAAUGCUUAUUAUAGCGUGUACUCCCCAGCAGCUAAUAUUGAAGGCUGAGCUUAAUGUGACUCAAAGUACAAAUAUUGAGUGUUUGUUUGGAGACUCGUAUUUUGGUUUAGUUUUUCUCCUGGAUUAACCUUGCUUUGUGGAGGUUGCAGCAAUUAUCUCAACUAUUUUGUUGGGGUUUUUUUUGGGGGGUGGGGUAAUUGAAUGUGAAAGUGGAAUUCUUGACACGAUCUGCAAUACUUGGUUGUAGCCAGUACACUGUGCCAUGACCUAACCUGCUAGUGUGAAUUCUCAAAAUAUGGAGAAUACUCCACUUUUUAUUCCUUGAGGGAAUUUUAUCAAUGUUGAUCCUUGUGUCUACAUAUUUGUUUGGUCCUGUUUUCACUUUGGUUUUUUUCACUUCCUUCUGUCUUGUGUAUUUUGUUGUGUGGGUUUUUAUUUUUUCUCAUAAACCUGGUCAAAAUGACUGCCUGGAAACUGGUUGAAAAUCUUGCCUUGUGUCUGCAGAUGACUUCUGACUGGCUUAUCUACAGCACAAACCUGACCUACAGUCCCACUCCUUCCAGGAACAGCCCCAUCAUUCGGACCAACUCUGCUGUGAUUCUCAUCCGGUGCUACUACCUCAGGUUAAUAUUGACCAUUUAUUUAAUUUAAAAAAAAAAAAAGUGGAAUGGAGCUUUGAUAUUUUUCAAUUUCCGGAUUGGUGACUUUAUUUAGUGUGAGGUCACCACAAGGGAAGGUGUGUGUGUGUUUUAAGCUCAUGGUGCUUCAUAUGCAAGGAGCCAACGUCUGCUGUACUAUAACAGUUGUCUCGCUAGCGAGGAAAUUAGACCUCCCCAUAGGAAAGCAUUGAGGCUGACUUAGUGCUGCAGUGUUUAACAUUGCAGCAAUAGGGACACUGUUCCCGGACCCCUUUAAUGAGCUGAAGUGGUCUGGGUGUCUACAGUGUGCGUUUUUAAGAAACAGAACACUGUCCAGCAUAGCAUAGAACAGCAACAAUUGGCAAAAACAUUUAACUCCUGAAUGUGUCAUUUCCAGGAAAACUCGUGUUCAGACAUUUUAAGGCUUCUAUGUAACUGGAAAUGAGAACUUGGUUACAAAAAUUGAGGGGGAUUAGUUUGCAACACUUAAAACUGUAAUAUAUUUAACUUGCUGUUGGCAUAUCAUAAGUGGUAUCUAACGUAUUCACUUUAUCACUGCAGACAUGGCAAUGUGAGCAGCAAUGCCAUCAAACCAACAUGGAUUCCCUUCAGCUCCACCAUAUCUGUAGAGGAACGUCUGUCCUUCUCGUUGAAGCUGAUGAAUGGUACUUAAAGGUUGGAUAUUACAGGUGCCUUCUGACUCAACUGUCACUUACCCUAUCUUCAUGUAUAACCUUCUAGAUGACUGGAGUGCCCCGCAGACCUCUACAGUGUUCACUUUAGGUGACAUCUUCCACAUAGAGGCUUCUGUGGACACCACAAACCAUGUGCCUAUGAAGAUCUUCGUUGACAGCUGUGUGGCGACAUUAUCCCCUGAUGCCACCUCCAGCCCUCGUUAUGAGAUCAUUACUCAGAAUGGGUAGGUAUUGCCACAUGUGGAUUUGUGGUAGCUGGUAAUACCCCUUCUAAACCAGUCUGUGCUUUGCAGGUGUUUGUUGGAUGGCAAACAGGAGGAUUCAUCCUCUGCCUUUAGAUCCCCGAGGCCCACACCAGACCGGCUCCAGUUCACAGUUGAUGCCUUCAGAUUUGUUGGAUCUGAUAACUCGAUGGUGAGACUGUCUAGCAGUUAAACCCAAAUCUCCACUAUUUGGAGUACUUCUGUAUAAAUAUCUUCUCUAAUCCUAGAUCUACAUCACCUGUAACCUGAGAGCUGUUGCAGAGAACCAGGUACCUGAUCCCAUGAACAAGGCCUGUUCCUUCAGCAAAUCCACCAACCUGUAAGCAUCCUCUAAGAUUUUGGGGAAAUGCUCUUCUGUAAGCAGGAUUUUUUAUUUAUUUAUUUUUUUUUUAAACAUUUGCUUUUCUUCUUAGAUGGACGGCUAUGGAAGGCACUAGUGGAAUAUGUAGCUGCUGUGAUAGUAUGACUUGUGCUACUGCAGGUCAGAGCAGGCGUUUUGGGUCUCUCUAUCCUGGCCACAGUAGAAUUGGCAAAAGAGAAGCUGAUCCUGGUAAGUUAAAUAAGCAUGUGGGAUCUUCAACCACCAAGAAACUAGACUUUGAUCAUGAUCAGUAGAAUAUUUAUUGUAACUCUAAAUCUCUCAUGUAAUCUAGUGAAACAUUGGUUACUGUGUAAAUGUGUGUAGACUAGUUCUGUCAAAUGUUUAACACUUUCACUCCACCUUUUUAGUGCAAGAACAUAAAGUGACCACACUGGGACCUCUGCUGGUGAUCAGCACAGAACAGAGCCAGGCCCGCACUGUUACUCCUUUAUCUAGUCUUGUGCAGCUAUGGGUGGUGGUGGCUUUUGUCUCUUUGAGUCUUGUCAUACUCACAAUUUUUGGCAUAGUUGGGAAGCGCCCCUUCAAACUACAUUGUCGGAAAGCAGGUUUGAAAUAA